This is a messenger RNA of Lathyrus oleraceus (garden pea), 1239 nucleotides long. Its product is annotated as peptidyl-prolyl cis-trans isomerase A1. Bases 200 to 949 code for a protein of 249 amino acids. Gene Ontology annotation, cellular component: cytoplasm. The transcript has 3 exons. Gene Ontology annotation, biological process: protein folding; protein peptidyl-prolyl isomerization. NCBI's taxonomy places the organism in Eukaryota, Viridiplantae, Streptophyta, Magnoliopsida, Fabales, Fabaceae. Gene Ontology annotation, molecular function: peptidyl-prolyl cis-trans isomerase activity; cyclosporin A binding. The record is from RefSeq and is a predicted model, not a curated record.
UGUGUUAGAUAUAGAUUUUGCGGGUUAUUCGAGGACAUAAUAGUAAAUUUAGACGUGAAUCCAUAGGAUGGAAAAAGGGACAUAGACAGGGUUUGAGUUUAAUAACCGAAACUAAGAUAGAUUGGUCCUAUCAUAUCCAUAACCACCCUUUGUGUGUUCUACUCUAACACGACCGCCGCCGUUCCUUCCUCUGCUCCCGAUGGCUGCCGCAGCUGCUUUCAAUGUUAUAUCACCGCCACUAUUCUCACUGUCAAAUGUUGCAGAUACUAGAGCCUUAACAGUCACAGCCUUCAACCCUAACCCUAGAAAUAUCCCCACUCACCCAUGUCUCGGAUUCAAAUUACGUACCACUAGCAGUAUUCUUCCUGCUGCCAGACUCAAAGUCAGGGCGGCCAUCGCUAAUUCUGACUCAGAGGAAGUAAUCGUACAAUCAAAAGUGACUCACAAAGUAUACUUUGAAAUCGGUAUUGGAAAUCCAGUUGGACAACCUGUCGGAAAGAUCGUCAUCGGACUCUUCGGCGACGAUGUCCCCCAAACUACCGAGAACUUCCGCGCCCUUUGCACCGGCGAGAAGGGCUUUGGCUACAAGAAUUCCAACUUCCAUCGCGUCAUCAAAGAUUUCAUGAUUCAAGGGGGAGAUUUCGACAAAGGAAAUGGAACGGGCGGCAAGAGUAUAUAUGGUCGCACUUUCAAAGAUGAGAAUUUUAAACUCUCUCAUACUGGACCCGGAACUGUUAGCAUGGCAAAUGCAGGUCCCAACACCAAUGGGAGUCAGUUUUUCAUAUGCACCGUCAAGACACAGUGGCUUGAUCAGAAACAUGUUGUAUUUGGCCAAGUUUUGGAAGGCAUGGACAUUGUUAGGUUGAUUGAAUCGCUAGAGACAGACCGCGGCGAUCGUCCACGAAAGCAGGUGGUUAUCAAUGAAUGCGGUGAGCUUCCAAUUGCUUGACAUGUUUAGUUUUGCCUGCUCAUGAUGAAACUCGCCUCUUGACGAUCAUAAUUAUAAAUGAGUUCAGUGCCUACAAACUCUAGUAGAAAUAUAGUUGGAGUUGGUAUCAUCCUAUUUGUGCCAGAUUCUGAAUAGGGUAUCCUUAAAAUAACCCAAACUGCAGAUUCAUUAUGGAAUGUUUCUACAAACUGCUGGCUGAAAGUUAAUAUUAUUGUCAUUGACUUGUCUAAGACAUUCUGUUACCAAUUCUAUGACUUUGUUUUUUGAAUGUGAUGUUCUAGAUUCAUCUA